AUGCAUUUCUCCCUCUUAUGCCAGAUCGGCCUUGCCGCCCUCGCAACAGCAUCGCCCAUUUCCAUAGUCAAGAAGCAGUCCAAACCACCUGCGUUCUUCUUAGCCGGAGAUUCAACUACCGCCUCAGGCGGCGGAUGGGGGAAUGGGUUCUUGACAACACUUACCGGCGGUGCCAUCGGCACAAAUUUUGGGCACAACGGAGCUACCACUGAGAGUUUUGUUUCGGGAGGUGACUGGGCCAAAGUGAUUGCUGCAGUCAAGAAGAACAAGGGAUCGUACAGUCCUUAUGUCACUAUCCAGUUCGGCCACAACGACCAAAAGCCAGAGAAGAACAUCAGCGUCGCGAAGUUCACAGCCAAUCUCAAAGCACUAGCCAAAGAAGUCACUGCAGCAGGCGGAACCCCCAUCCUGGUCACCUCGCUUUCCAGACGCCACUUCUCCUCGGGAACCAUCACGAACAAUCUCGUGGAUCAAGUGAAAGCCGCCUUGGCAGCAGCAUCCGACAUUGGCUCGGCUGUCAUCGACCUGAACGCUGCUUCGGUGAAGUACUUGAAUAGCAUUGGAGAGGCGAAUGCGAGGACUUAUGAUUUGGCGGCGGGAGAUUCGACGCAUUUGACUCCGGCGGCGGGAGUGGUGUUUGGGAAUAUGGUUGCCGGGUUGAUCUCGCAGAGUAAGAUUGGGCCUGCGGUGAGGAGCUAUUUGAAAGAGGAUGCGGCUAUUAAGUCUGCUAUUGCGGCGGGAAAGUACAUUUUCCCAAAGGUCUGA
This is a messenger RNA of Cadophora gregata, 765 nucleotides long. RefSeq lists its product as uncharacterized. The record is from RefSeq and is a predicted model, not a curated record. NCBI's taxonomy places the organism in Eukaryota, Fungi, Ascomycota, Leotiomycetes, Helotiales, Ploettnerulaceae. Gene Ontology annotation, molecular function: hydrolase activity. The coding region runs from base 1 to 765 and encodes 254 amino acids. The transcript is spliced from 2 exons.